AUGUCGUCGACUUCAGCAACAGACAUAAUCACCUAUAUUGGUAUUCCCCUCGCAGUUCUCGGCGUUGUUCCCAUCUUGUACACAUCAUUUCGAGUGCUAUGGACUCAGCGAUUAAUCCGUUUAACUCUCCAACAACAUCCGCUUUCUGACUCUGCUGUUACGCGCGUGAGUUUGAUGGGGGGUAUCGUUGAGGUAGAAUUGCCACGAUGUACAAUUACCCCUCUUGAUCGCGAGUUGGAUUCCAGCUAUUGGAAGCUAAAUGAAUUUCAAGUUCCAUUGAAAGGUGGAAGCUGGUCAACUUUUCACUGGAAUCGAUUGGUUACGGGGAAGGUGCUAUAUCGCUGCCAGUAUAAGGAGGAAUUGACACUUCCCCAGGCCGAUAUUGAACUUGAAGAGCUUGUUGCGUUUCUGCUUGAUCGCGGCGCUGUCCCGGAUCCUCAUGGUUGGCAUAUGUUGAAAACUGCGGGUCUCUGGACACCACCUGGCACUCCGUUACUACGUCCCCCACGGGGUAAACCGGGGGUUGUACUUACAGUCGUAUCGCCUGAUGAUUCAGAUGGUGUAUUGAGUCUGCAUGUUAAAUGGAAAUCACAGUGGGACCUGAGAAACUCGAAUAGCUUGCCUCCUUUUUGGAUGAGACUGAAUCAGCCACGGCUUCAGGAGAUGAGGGAUGAAAGUGCAUCUAUCGACGAAUCUGUGACGAAACUGCCAGUGAAGAAUGAUAUGUCGGAUGAUGAUCGGGACAAGACAUUGAGUCGACAAAGUACUGCAGUUCUGGACUUGACAGAGGAACUUGAAUCGGAAUCCUCGGAUAUACUACCACUUCUCAAAGCGAUCGAUAACGCGAAGAUGAUAGCUCCGAAAUCCGUGAGCGAUAGUGUUCGGUUCAAAGUAGACCACGGUCAAGUGAAGCGUGUCUUCUUUGAGGACGAUAACAUCAUGACUGGAGAACAUCGAGACUUGUUCCAGAUCGAUGAGGGUUUUGGCCUGUGGUUUGCCUGUAUUGCUUGUGCAUUAAGCCAAGAUGCCGACGCUAGGUUGUGGAAUUUCGCCAUUCCAAGCCAUAUUGCAUCUUUCACGCGCCAAAAGUCAAUUCCCUGCGGCGUAAUGGUUGUUCUUGAUCUGUUGAACGAAGAUAAAGUUCCUCCAUGGGCAUCUCCAGCCCCAGAGUUCGGGGAGACUGCGAUAGAAUUUCAACAGCGCGCGCAGCAAGACAUCUUGGAUCGAAGAAUGGAAAGUACUAUGCCACCAGCCCAGGCCGCAGAAGCAAGAAAUAUCAGAAUGAUGCGAGAUAAUCAACGGUUUCACACCAAUCAUAUGAAGAGAAUUCAAGGCCAGGAAGAGUACCAGCAGCGACGACUAAUCGAAGCUAUUCAAUCGCCACGUCUCGAUAAUAAAGUUAUUGCCGAGGCUAGUCUUGAUUAUCUUAAAGACCAGAAAAUUGUGCCUGGCGAUUAUACACUUUCCCAGACAGCUCAAGCAGUGCUAUAUCUUACUAUUCUUGAUGAGAGUCUGGCAAAAGUCGUCGCUGAUAUUCUUGAAAGGUGGAUGUUGUGGAGUCAAUAUGGAGGGAUGCAGAAGGUGCAAAUGACGUUGUUGAUGGAAAAUAAGAUCACUUUUUGCUAUGCCUCGGUGCUCGUUGCAGUUGUUCAACAAGCGAAUUUAGGUAAUAACAACUUGUCAUCUGAUUUGCUUGAUUGUAUGAGACUAUGGAACAGAGUCCGACUUGGAUAG
Molecule: messenger RNA, 1734 nt
Organism: Penicillium angulare
Lineage: Eukaryota; Fungi; Ascomycota; Eurotiomycetes; Eurotiales; Aspergillaceae
Exons: 1
Coding region: 1-1734 (577 amino acids)
Source: RefSeq, a predicted model, not a curated record